AUGAAAGUGAUCGAAGAUUUAAAACAAUUAGAAGCUACUAUUAACGUUAAUGAUAACGAUAUCAACCGUAUCAGUUUGGUAGCUAUUAUAUACGACGCGUUAGCUAGUUAUUAUCUUAAAUUAGGCGAUUUCUCGAAUGUCAGCAUAUACGCCGACUCAAAAUCAACUACACUCAAGAUCCGUUCACUUUCACAAUACCAUCCAAGUCUUGCUUCGAACUAUCUCCUUCUGGCCGAAUCAUGUGUACGUCGAAGUCAAUAUCGAGAUGCUCUUCAAUGGUUUCAACAUGCCGUAAAAGUUCAAGCUCUGAAUCUAGCUAAUGAUGAUAUUGCUAUCAAACUUGUUCACUAUCAAAUGGGUGAUACCUAUUCUAAGCUGAAUCAAUUUGAUCAAGCAUGUCAGAACUAUGAAUUUGCCGAAACGAACACUGAUGAAGACACUGAUCAAGAUGACGAAGAUACAGAAAAUCGAGAUGAUCAUAAACGGUUGAUUGCUCGAGCAAGUAUGCAUCAACAUUUGGCCAAACUUUAUCUUCAACGAGCGGACUUGAAAAUGGCUAUUGUCAAACAAUCGAAAUGUAUUGAAACUCUUGAAGAGCUGUAUCCACUAGAUAUGGCCUUUUAUAAUGAACGUUUAGCGGAUGCCGAGAUACUUGGAAAACCUGACAAUGCAGAGGAUAUAUACAACAAAGCAUUAUGGAUUCAAACGAAAGUAUAUAGAUACAGUGAUGGUUAUUGGGGUGAAAUUAUUCGAAAAGUUGGUCGAUACUACGAGCGACAACAGAGUGACAAAGAAACUGCAAUUGGUUGUUAUUAUGUAGCGAUUAGAGAACCACUGGCACCAGAAACAGCCAUUUCUACUUACUACGCAUUGGGUCGAUUAAUGCCAAUUAGUAAAAAGCAUCAAAAAUCGCGCAUCGGUUUUUACAAGGCCGCAAACAAGUUAGUUCCUAUUGACGACCUGUACUUAAAAGCUAUUGUGCAAGCGAAGUGUUCAACGUGUCAGAAAUCAACUGAUAAUGAUACUACACAAGAUGAAACAGCAGAUGAUUCUGAUGAAUCCGAUGAUGAUGAUGAUGAUGAUAAUCAAUCGGACGAAGUCUCCAUUAAGUAUACUGACAAUGUUACGCCAUCAUUCCCACCUGAGUGUGAGGAUACUGUUUGCAAGAUAGGUGAAGCCUAUCGACGUCUUGAUGAUCAAGAAGGCUUAGUCAACUAUUGCAAAGCUAUUGUCAGAAAGUCUUCGAAAGCUAAAAUCACGCUUGACUUCGAUGUUCCAUCUUACAACAAAUCUGAUUUUGAUGAACGUAUUUACGUGCAAAUUUUGUCUGAAAUUCUUCGCUUAUGUGCAGAACAAAGUCGCUCAUAUAAGAUCUCGAGCAAUGAAAAUUUCACCCUACGUCAUCUGGCUGACGCCCAUUUUCAAUGGGCACUCGUUUUACAAAAUAAUGAAGAUUACAGCCAAGCCAUUGAACAUUAUUUCGAAUCAUGCACAUUGCACAAUCGAUGUAACAAUCAAACUGAAACCAAUGUACAAUUGAUCGAUUUUAUUAAGAAACUUGAGGCGAACAAAUUGAAUGAUUUGACGGCGCUAGUAUCGGAAUAUGUAUCUAUUUCAUUAACUGAUGGACCAUACCUAUGGUUGAGAGUGGCUGCUGGAUAUUGCCAAUGCGAUCCUGAAGAUGAUCAAUCAACUGAUUGCUUGAAAAAAGCUGUCAAAGCUUGCAUGACUGCACGUAAACAUACUAUCGAAUCUACGACGUCACUUAAAGCAGUAUGCGACUAUACCAUCUUACAAAUCUACAAAGAUUUGCCAUAUACUGACAAUUUGGGUAAAAUCUAUGUACAAGAAAUGGCGAAGAAUGAUAGUUAUCGACAAAAUCAAGCUAAUCUUACUCUAUUCGAUCAGCGCCUCUUGUGUCAAUGGGCGCACGAUUUCAUUAACAAUUACAAUACAGAACUGGAACAAAAUGAUAAUGAAGAUGAGGAUGACGAAAUUGAAAUUCCAGACACUGUAGCUGAACAAUUUUACGUACCCUCAUUGGACGAUGCCAUGAACAAUUUCGACGCCUCAUUGAAGUGUCUUGGUGACAUGUUGAUAUUACUCGGUGACCGUGAUGGCGCUACAGUAUACUGGGAAUGGAUGAUCAGUGAAUGCGAAAGUUACUACUCAAAAGCAGUAUCUUUUUAA
Messenger RNA from Rotaria sp. Silwood2, 2190 nucleotides. NCBI's taxonomy places the organism in Eukaryota, Metazoa, Rotifera, Eurotatoria, Philodinida, Philodinidae. The record is from the annotation of a GenBank genome assembly.